Messenger RNA from Aricia agestis (brown argus), 1560 nucleotides. RefSeq names its product protein eva-1 homolog C-like. The coding region runs from base 34 to 1455 and encodes 473 amino acids. Gene Ontology annotation, molecular function: carbohydrate binding. Lineage: Eukaryota; Metazoa; Arthropoda; Insecta; Lepidoptera; Lycaenidae. The transcript is spliced from 8 exons. The record is from RefSeq and is a predicted model, not a curated record.
GCGGUUUUUCGGUAGACAACAGUGGAUUUUAAAAUGUGUUCUCCGGCUUGUUUACUUUUCGCUGUGCUGGCGUUCUCUAGCACCACUUGUUCGAGCUCCGACAGCUUAGCGCUGCUAACGGGCACCCUGAAGACGAUGCGGCGCGCGGCGUGUGAUGAUGAGCUGGUGUCCCUCUCCUGUCCCCGCGGCACCACUGUCAACAUCCAGGUCGCGGAAUAUGGGAAAGCCACUGCUGGAGCCCACAGCUGCAAGCCCAGAGACGACCAGAUGCAGGUCGUGUCGGAUGAGCAGUGUUUGUGGCCGACGGCUAUGCAGUACUCGUUACUCCAGACGGUGGUGGAGGCGUGUCGGAAGAAGCCGCACUGCACCUUCAGCACCAAGUCCAAGCCGGGCACGGUGGACCCCUGCCCGCAUACCAGGAAGUUCGUCGACGUGGCCUUCAAGUGCCGACCGCACGAGUUCCGGAGUCAGACAGCAUGUGAGGACGAGGUGAUCCGGCUGAGCUGCAACCCUCAUUCCCGCGUGGUCAUCUUCGACGCAAUGUACGGGAGGAAGGCGUACGAGUCCAUCAUAUGCCCGCAGACGCAGGGAGUCGCUGAUGAGACGUGCACGGCUCAAUACGCGGUGGAGACUGUGAUGCAGCUGUGUCACGGGAAACGCCGCUGCCAGGUCGUCGCCAACAGCAAGACUUUCGGCACACCCUGCAGACCGGAGACCAAGAGCUACCUGAAAGUGGUGUACACUUGUGUGCCUCUGGGUGUGCUGAUGGAGAAAUUCGAGAGUCCAGCUGAGGCUGAUGAGAAGGAUGGAACGGAGAAGGAGGAAGGGUUGUUUGAUGAAACCGUGGACCAUGGAGAAAAGUGGAGGGAGCCAAACCAGAUAGCACCCGUCGCGAACCCCGCGCUACAACCGCCAGAAAAGAAAGAAGAUUCCAAGACAGAGGUGAAAAAUGUCUACCCUGUCAGCAAUCAUAAAGCACCACCUAGCAACGCUUCAGAGACUCAAAAAUACAUUUAUAUUAGUAUAGUCAUAUUAUUAAUAAUCAUAGUCUUAUCAAUUAUAAUAGGCAUAAGAUACUAUAGGAGGUGGAAGCAGGAGAGGGCUUCUAAAAACGGCAACAUGUUUUCGACGGAAGCACCGAAUGUCUUUAACGAUACUCUCUCGGAUAUCGACAAUGACGUCGACGUGAGUCACAUCUCUGGGACUUUCUACGAUCCUCUCCAUCCUGACAUGAUCCUGUACAAGGACGGGCCCGGUAGGACCACCCUAAGGGCUAUGAAGCCCCUCUCCACCAUAUAUCCUACAGCCGGGCCCUGCAUGUACGGUAAUGUGGAUUACGUUCCUUCACACUCGAGGGAUGUUCCGAGGUUUAUAGCUAAGGAGGCAGAGGGGGAGGUGAUGAUGAGCCCAAAGAGUCUGAGUGGCUACUCCAACUCCCAGUUCUACUACGGCUGACAAGACAGCGGAGGUGAUGAUACCUCCAGGACUUAUUGCUUUUAAUGUGCUAAAAUGUGAUGCUUGAAAAGCCUGUAUGAUAAGUUAUAGUGUACGCGGGGAUUC